This is a messenger RNA of Chenopodium quinoa (quinoa), 1884 nucleotides long. Its product is annotated as cellulose synthase-like protein E1. Lineage: Eukaryota; Viridiplantae; Streptophyta; Magnoliopsida; Caryophyllales; Amaranthaceae. The coding region runs from base 1 to 1884 and encodes 627 amino acids. The transcript is spliced from 8 exons. The record is from RefSeq and is a predicted model, not a curated record. Gene Ontology annotation, molecular function: cellulose synthase (UDP-forming) activity; mannan synthase activity. Gene Ontology annotation, biological process: plant-type primary cell wall biogenesis; cellulose biosynthetic process. Gene Ontology annotation, cellular component: plasma membrane; trans-Golgi network.
AUGUUACCAUGGACUGUUAUAUUUUCAGCCGAGGUUAUGUUCUCAUUCAUGUGGAUUCUCAGGCAACCCUUUUACUGGCGGCCAGUUACUCGAACGGUCUUUCCCGAGAAGGUGCCUAAGGAUGAGGACUUACCUAGACUCGACGUGUUCAUAUGUACUGCUGAUCAUAAUAGAGAGCCUACUUUUAAGGUUAUGAACACCGUUGUAUCAGCUAUGUGCUUAGAUUAUCCUAGUGAAGAGUGUGAUAAAUAUGAGAGUUUCAAGCAGCGAGUGGUCAACUGGAAGGAAAGAGGUGACAAUGAUGCUAAGGGAAAUGCAUUCGAUCAUCCAGCCGUUAUACAGGUAAUAAAUGAGAACAUCUUAGAAGAUGAUGCAGCAACGAUAAAUCCAGAAAGUAUACGCAUGCCUCUACUUGUUUACCUUGCUCGAGAAAAAAGACCAACUCAACCACAUCACUUCAAAGCUGGAGCUCUUAAUUCUCUGCUAAGGGUUUCAAGCACAUUGAGUAAUUCUCCCUACAUCUUGGUUCUAGACUGUGACAUGUACUGCAAUGACCCGAUUUCGGCCCGCCAAGCAAUGUGUUUUCACCUUGAUCCUAAGAGUUCUUCUUGGUUAGGUUGGGUUCAAUACCCUCAAAAAUUCCAUAAUAUAAGUCAGAGUGACAUCUAUGACAGUCAGAUGAGAGUAGCAUGGCCGGUACUUUGGUCAGGGAUGGAUGGACUUCAAGGGCCAACUCUAUCUGGUUCAAAUUUUUACAUUAAGAGGAAGGCCUUGUUUGGCGAUGACAUUAACGUAAUACAUGGUAAUGACAUCAAAGAAUUGAAAGCGAUUUUUGGUCCUUCAAAUGAGUUCCUUAAAUCUCUUGGAAAAAACUGCAAGCCAAAUGCAAUCAAAGAAAAGAAGCAAAUUUCCUCUGUUUUUCUGCAAGAAGCUCAAUCCUUAGCCUCUUGCUCUUAUGAAGAGAGCACACAAUGGGGUAAAAAGAUUGGGUUUAACUAUGAGUCAGUAGUAGAAGAUGUGAUGACUUCUUUUAUGCUACAAAGCAAAGGAUGGAGGUCUGUUUACUUGAAUCCAUCAAGGCCUCAGUUCUUAGGUUCCGCUACAACGAAUCUAGAUCAAGCACUCAUUCAACUCUCCAGAUGGACUGCAGGGCUUCUUCAACUUGGUCUGUCCAAGUAUUGUCCUCUUUUUUACAGUACAUCAAGAAUGCAAAUUUUUCAGCAGAUGCUGUACUCGUCGAUUUCAUUCUUGUCCCUUGAAUUUCUGCCGGUUUUAUGUUUUGCUAUCGUUCCCCCUACUUGUCUCUUCUAUGAAAUCCCUUUAUACCCUAAGGUUUCAGAUCCAUUCUUUGUAGCGUUUGCUUAUGUAUUCAUAUCAUCACAACUGAAGCACCUAUAUGAGGCUAUUAUCCUUAGCAGAGGCUCAAUAAGCUCUUGGCUCAACGAGCAAAGGAUAUCGAUUAUAAAAGAUGUAACAAGCUAUGCUUACGGAACUCUAGAGUGUGUCAUGGCAAAGUUGGGAAUCCGAGAGGCAAGUUUUAUACCUACAAAUAAAGUUGAAGAUGAUGAUACAACUAAAUGGUAUCAACUCGGCAAGUAUGACUUUCGUACAUCAUACGUGUUUCUUGUCCCGAUUGUGACCUUAGUUACAUUAAAUCUCUUCUGCUUUGUUGGUGGACUAGCAAGAGUCAUUGUUGCUCGAAGUUGGGAUGCAUUGUUUGGUCAAGUGUUUUUCUCAUUGUACGUGUUGAUCAUGAGUUUUCCGGUGAUUGAGGGUAUGUUGUUAAGGAUGGACAAUGCUAGUGUUCCUAUAUCGGCUACUUUGAUAUCAACUUCAUUGUCUUCGAUUGUCUUGAGUUUAGGAUGCUUCAUUUUUUUGCAUUAG